Molecule: messenger RNA, 1541 nt
Organism: Chironomus riparius
Lineage: Eukaryota; Metazoa; Arthropoda; Insecta; Diptera; Chironomidae
Source: the annotation of a GenBank genome assembly
GACAACACAGGAGAAUUAAAAUCAUAAAUAAUCGAAAAGAAUUAAAACAAAUUUUUUUUUGCGUUCAUUGUUUGCCAUCGGCACGUGCUAGACAACAUGCGAUGUAAAUAAAUCUUGUUAUGUUGUGGUUUCUUGUAUUGAGUGUCAGUUUUGUGGAAUAAAGUUGACAAAAUCAGAUUAGUUGUGGAUUAACUACCAAAAAUUGUGAUUUAUGAAAUAAUUUGCUAAACUGUGCAUAAAAAAUUAUCGAAAAAAAAGUUGAAUAACUUUCAAUUUGUACUAGUCAAAAAAAAACUUAAAUUAGCAGCAAUUAGCACUGAUUUUUGUCACUAAAUCCUGAAAGGUGUUUAACAAAAAAUUGCGUAUUAGCCAUGCAUUUUACACGGUCGUCCUCCUUAACAACGUUAAUUUUACUGCCAACAAUAUUUACAUUUAGAAUUAUCGCCGCUUUGAACAUUUUUUGUGACUACUCAAUGCAAAAUUUUACUUUGUUGACCAAAAAUUCAAUUUAUACAUGCACUGUUGUGGAUAUCAAGCCAGUCACUGAAUCAAGACUAGAGAUAAUUAAUGUUUUUGGAGAGCAUUCAAACAACAGCAAGGACGAGAAUGUUCACAGCAUUAAAAUUGAAGGAAAACCUGUGAAAUUCUUCCCAAAAAAAUUGGAAAGUUUUUUCUCAUUUUUGAGCAUAAUUUCGGUAGUUUCGUCCAACUUGACAGCCAUUAGGCAGGAAAACUUGACACCGUUCACAAAUUUAAGGCUGCUUGAUCUUCAUGAUAAUUUGCUUGACUACCUGCCAAGGGACCUGUUCGUCUACAAUCCAAAUUUAGAAGUUAUCAAUUUGAGCCGUAAUCGAAUCUCAAAUAUCGAUCCAGACAUCUUUGACUAUCUGAACAACCUUAAAUAUCUAAAUUUAGAGAACAAUGAGUGCAUUUCGGACAUGGAAAAUGACACAAAUGGAGUUAAAGCUAUGAUUAAUGAAAUCAAGGAAAAAUGCAACAAUUGCGACUUUGAGCUGCAAAAGAAUCUCGAAAGAUCAAUUGACAGUCUUAAGAGUUCCUAUAUUUUACAAGUUGAUGACUUUAGAGCUGAAAUUGACAUGCUGAGAGCUCAGAACUUUGAAAUCACAAAACGAGCUCAACUUUUGAAUGAAAACUUGUCAAAACAAAAUGAAAAAUUGACAAUUAAGCUUGCAGAACGGAAAGUGACCUCAAAUCGAAGGAUUUUCUUGCUGACAAUCAUGCUAGUCAUCAUGUGCUCGCUGCUGAUCAUCUUUACAAUAGUUAUCAUUUAUUUCAUAUUAAAUAAUAGAUGUACUAAGAGUAAGGAGCUGAGAACACCAGAAAUUGUUGAAUAUUUACCAAGAAUUGAGGAUAACAUCAUUGUGAAGAGAAGUCACAGGCAGAAUAGGCUGAGCGAGAAUCUGUACGAGGAUAUCAAUGGGAGUGUUUAUGUUAUCGAGUCAGCUUACGACCGGCUGCAAUAUUUUUGAAGAAAAAUCUGUAAAAAAAAAAAUAAAACGUGAACAAUAAAGUUAAAAAGC